ACUAACGUUACAACCUACUAACCAAAAAUCCUUUUAUACCCCUCUUCCGUUAAUUUUUUAAUAUAUAUAUUUUUCAAUCACUCUACCAACGUUUUGAAAUAAUUUGAAUCAAUUAAUUAAUAAUCGCUUUUCUCUUCAAUCAUGUCAAAUCAACUCAACGGCGCUUACUACGGCCCUUCCAUCCCGCCGCCGCAACCCCACCGUCGCCACCGCAACGACAGCAGCUGCGGCUUCUGCAGCUGCCUCUGCGGCUGCUUCCGCGGCUGUUGCGGCUGCAUCUUCAACUGCAUCUUAAGCAUAAUCUGCAAAAUCCUAACCACAAUCCUCAUCAUCGCCGUAAUCCUCGGCUUCCUCUUCUGGCUCAUCGUCCGUCCUAAUGUCGUCAACUUCACCGUCACCGAUGCAUCCCUUACUCGAUUCAAUUUCACCAACAACAACACACUUCACUACGAUCUCGCCGUCAACAUCACCAUCCGAAACCCUAAUCGGAGAAUCGGUAUCUAUUACGAUAACGUCGAAACGCUUGCGUUUUAUAAGGAUGUUAUGUUUGGGAAUCAAACACUAGGAGGAUUCUUUCAGCAUCAUAAGAGUACGAAUUUCUUGAAUCCUGUUUUCAAAGGGGAACAAGUGAUUCCGUUGAGUUCAGAUCAGGUUUCGGAGUUUGAUAAAGAGAAGGAAAGUGGAGUUUAUGGAAUUGAUGUGAAGGUUUUGCUUAAUGUGAGAUUCAAAUUAGGUUUGUUUAAAUCAGGGAAAGCAAAACCUAAGGUUCGUUGUGAUUUGCAGGUUCCUCUGAAAUCAGGGAAUGGAAGUUCUUUGAGUAAUGUGUUUCAACCUACUGAAUGUGAUUGGGAUUAUAGAUGGAAAUUGUUCCAUUAGAUCUUGUUUUCGAAUUUCAAACCCUAAUUUUCUUGUUUUCUUAUCUAGAUUUUUAUUUUAAUCGAGUCUUUUAGGCGUUUUGCAUUUAUACUUCUUGAGGGUUAUUAUGUUAUCGUUAUGGUUUUAUCUUGAUAUUAAUAUUAGUAUGACUGGUAUUGAUUUA
Molecule: messenger RNA, 1039 nt
Organism: Lathyrus oleraceus (garden pea)
Lineage: Eukaryota; Viridiplantae; Streptophyta; Magnoliopsida; Fabales; Fabaceae
Product: NDR1/HIN1-like protein 3
Exons: 1
Coding region: 142-876 (244 amino acids)
Biological process (GO): defense response to other organism
Cellular component (GO): plasmodesma; plasma membrane
Source: RefSeq, a predicted model, not a curated record